AUGCUGAGACAGAGGACUUCAGUACAGCUGUUGGAGCAGCUUCAGAAAAAUACGGAAAAUAUCCGGAAUGUUUGCAUCCUUGCACAUGUUGACCAUGGGAAAACCACGCUGGCGGACUCAUUGGUCGCCAGUAAUGGGAUCAUCUCUCAGAGAAUGGCAGGAAAGCUUCGAUAUAUGGACUCGCGCGCUGACGAACAGGAGCGGGGUAUCACUAUGAAAUCAUCUGCGAUCAGCCUGCAUUUCGAGACCGACAAUCGAGAUUAUCUUAUAAAUCUCAUCGAUUCGCCCGGACAUGUCGACUUCACAUCCGAAGUUACUACGGCCAUUCGACUCUGCGAUUGCGUCAUCGUUGUCGUCGAUGUUGUCGAAGGUGUGUGCGCGCAGACGAAGGUCGCCCUAGAAAUGGCUUACCGGGAACAAUUGCAUCCGGUCCUGGUUCUGAACAAGAUCGACAGACUCAUAGUGGAAAAGAAGAUGACUCCUCUGGAUGCGUAUGUGUACUUGACUCAGGUUCUUGAGCAGGUUAACGCAGUCACUGGCGAAAUGUUCACGAAAACGGCUCUGCAAAAGAUGAAUCUUGCACACGAUGAAUCCGAUUCUAAAUGUGAAUGUAGCGAGGAUCAGGUUUUCGAUUGGGAUGCGGGACUCGAUGAAAUCGAUGAUUCGAACCUCUACUUCGACCCCAUCAGAGGAAACGUCGUGUUCACUUCAGCUACCGACGGCUGGGGUUUCUCGAUUGAAGAUUUCGCCCGGAUUUAUUCUCUGAAGUUGGGCGUGCGUCCGGAGGUCUUGAGACGAACCCUGUGGGGGGAUUUCUAUUUGAAUAUGAAAGCGAAGAAAAUUCAGAAAGGGGCUCAAGCAAAGGCCAAGAAGCCGUUAUUCGCCCAACUCGUCCUACAAGGCAUCUAUGAUAUAUAUGAGGCAGUUUGUGUUAAUAAAGACAAUGUUGCCUUGGAGAAAAUGUGUGGCUCGUUGGGUAUCAAGCUACAGGCCAGAGAUCUUCGUCAAUCGGACCCUCGGCUGAAGCUAUCAGCGAUGUUGGGCUCGUGGUUACCUGUUUCACAAGCAGUUCUCAAGAUGUUGACCAGGCUGCCUUCGCCGCGAACGAUGCCGAAAAGCAGAGCUGAUCAUUUGCUUAACGUCCGAGGAGAGCAGAAUCCAGAAGUUGAAAGAAUCACCAGCGCACUGUCGCAAGGGGAUCCUUCGACUGAAGCUCCAGUGAUCAUCUUUGUAUCCAAGAUGUUUGCGGUGGAGAGUUCUCAGCUGCCCGAGAACCGGCUGGAGCUCUUCACUUUCGAAGAUCUGGCGAAACGUCGAGAAGAGGCCCGGAAGGCCUAUCUCGCGUCGCAGAACAAGGCAGAUCCCCGUGAGUACUCGCUCCGUCGAGAGUGGCAAAAUGGUAUUCCGAUAGACGAGAAACCUGAACCUGAAGCGAUCGCGACGGCGGCCGAGGAAAUCGACGAGGCAUCGACAGCAUUCGUAGGCUUUGCGAGAAUUUUCAGCGGCACUGUGCGCCGAGGCGCCGAAGUUUUCGUCCUGGGACCGAAGCACGACCCUCAAUCAUUCAAAGCCAAGCACCCGGAGCUCGAUGUCGACCCCGCAUUGACUCUGAAGGAUCUGAAGUCAGACGAACAUGUGACGAAAUUGAAAGUGGAUAAACUCUACCUGAUGAUGGGACGGGAACUCGCGGAUGUUGACGGAGUCCCCGCGGGGAACAUUCUUGGGAUUGGCGGUGCGCUUGAGCACCAUGUGGCCAAGUACUCGACUCUGUGCAGCAGUCCGCUGUGUCCUCCGUUCACAGACAUGACUUCACCGGUGGUCCCCAUACUGCGUGUGGCUCUUGAACCUAAGAGGAUGCAGGAUAUGCCAAAAUUGAUCCACGGUAUGAAAUUACUCAAUCAGGCAGACCCUUGCGUGCAGGUCAUACUCCAGGGGACAGGGGAGCGUGUUCUUGUUACUGCGGGUGAGGUUCAUCUGGAACGAUGCCUGCUAGAUCUGAGAGAGCGUUUCGCGAAGAUCGACAUCUCAGUGUCGGCCCCCAUCGUGCCAUUCAGGGAAACAGUUGUCGAACCCCCGAAAAUGGACAUGGUGAACGAACUCAUCGAUGUCACCACAAAUAAACUCUCCGCCUGCGACAACGAUAGGACAGUGAAUGCCGAUGGGAGCGUUACUCUCCUCACCCCAUCGAAGCAGAGCUCUCUGACAAUCAGAGCCGCGCCUCUUCCGGAAGAUGUGGCGCUCCUUCUGGAGAAAGAGGCCACUCUGCUGAGAGCUUUCGAUCUCGCCAAGAAAACUGAGGGAGAAGAACAUUCCGAGAUCGAUGAUGAGCUCCGAACGAAGAUUCAGAAAUUCCGGGCCGAUCUGAAGGAAGCUUUCGAUCGCAGUGAAAUGGAGCAAUGGAAAGAUUUCGAUGUCGACCGUAUCUGGAGUUUCGGCCCCAAGAAAUGCGGACCGAACAUCCUCAUCAACGACAUGGAGGAUUUCUCGGUAAAUUAUUGGCAAGCACUCGAGAAAAGCUCCGGUGAUCUGCACAACUUCGAGAGCAACCUGGUUUUCGGCUUCCAAUUAGCGACUCUGGCAGGACCGCUGUGCGAAGAACCUCUGCGAGCAGUCGCUUUCAGAGUCAGCGAGUGGAAAGUGAUGAACAGCGACGAUAAAUUAUCAUCUUAUGGACCGUUAUCAGGACAGAUCAUGUCCACAAUGAAAGACUGCUGCAGGAAAGCAUUCCAGGCUCAACCGCAGAGAUUGAUGGCAGCGAUGUACAAGUGCAAUAUCCAAGUGACAGCGGACGCUUUGAGGAAAAUGUAUUCGGUGGUCAACCGAAGACACGGCCGUAUUGUGGCGGGUGAUUUGGUGGAAGGUAGCUCGUCCUUCGAAGUUUCAGCGGUUGUACCCGUUGUGGAAAGUUUCCAACUUGCAAACGAAAUGAGGAAGCAGACCAGUGGACUCGCACAGCCGCAACUCAUAUUUAGUCAUUGGGAAGUGAUCGACGUGGAUCCAUUCUGGGUACCGCGCACCCAGGAGGAGCUUUCGCAUUUCGGGGAGAAGGCCGACUCCGAGAACCGGGCCAUGAAAUACAUGAACCAAGUUCGUCGACGUAAAGGUCUCAAGGUGAACGAACACGUGGUGGAGCACGGAGAAAAGCAACGCACCCUGAGCAAGAAGAAAUGAGAUCUCCCCCACAGAAUUUACUGAAUGCCAAUCGCGACUGAGUGGAUAAGAACAUGUUGGUCUACGUCGCCGUCAUUCCAUGGGAAUUCAACGGAGCGAUCAAACCGUUAUUAUAGUCCUCAUUCGAGGCGAGCAUGCCUCAGUCAUACAUGGUUGAGGGA
Messenger RNA from Galendromus occidentalis (western predatory mite), 3332 nucleotides. Its product is annotated as elongation factor-like GTPase 1. The transcript has 12 exons. Gene Ontology annotation, biological process: cytosolic ribosome assembly. The record is from RefSeq and is a predicted model, not a curated record. Lineage: Eukaryota; Metazoa; Arthropoda; Arachnida; Mesostigmata; Phytoseiidae. Gene Ontology annotation, cellular component: cytosol; ribonucleoprotein complex. Gene Ontology annotation, molecular function: GTPase activity; ribosome binding; GTP binding. The coding region runs from base 1 to 3171 and encodes 1056 amino acids.